This is a messenger RNA of Bipolaris oryzae ATCC 44560, 1755 nucleotides long. RefSeq lists its product as uncharacterized. The coding region runs from base 1 to 1755 and encodes 584 amino acids. The transcript is spliced from 3 exons. The record is from RefSeq and is a predicted model, not a curated record. Gene Ontology annotation, biological process: fatty acid metabolic process. Lineage: Eukaryota; Fungi; Ascomycota; Dothideomycetes; Pleosporales; Pleosporaceae. Gene Ontology annotation, molecular function: medium-chain fatty acid-CoA ligase activity.
AUGGUCGACCGAACCAGUGUGGUGCCGAGCCAUGUUGGCCAUAACGUGCUUCCGAACACUCCUCUGUUUAGUCGACUUCUUCGAUUUGCCAGCCAAACCCCCGCACGCAUAGCCAUCGAAGAUGCUCGUGUCCAGUUGCAGAAGACCCAUAUCCAUCUGCUGUCAGAUAUCUUGGCCUUGCGAAACACCCUUCUCAAUACCCUCGAUGACGCAACCUGCAGAGCGCUAGGGAAGAGAGAAGAGGUUUACAUGGCCAUCGUCGCUCCAGGCGGUUACGAAUACACCGUAGCAAUGCUGGCGGUACUAGCGCUUGGAGCGGCCGCAGUGCCAAUGACGCCAGCCGUGCCUGUAAGUGAGGCAGCAUACUUUAUCCAAAAAUCAAGAUCAGCGCUGGUUCUUGCGAGUGCUGAGAACAUUGACAAAUGCCGUCUUCUUGCAGGACGCAUCUGUUCUACGACUAACCCACAGUUUCGGGUCGUCGAAAUAGGACCGUUCGUCUCGUCCCCCGCCCUUGGCGCUGAGGAAAUCAUCAUAUCAUCGGAUCGGGCCUUGGAGGAGAACGCGCCGGCAGUGGUGAUCUUCACAAGUGGCACCACGGGCCCACCCAAGGGUGCAGUGAUGCGGAGAUCGUACGUCUUUGACUGUGCGUUGUCCAUCGCUGACCACUAUCAUUUGACUGAAGACGACGUCAUACUGCACCUCCUUCCAGUACAUCAUGCCACGGGGGUCGGUAUAAAUUUUUUUCCAUUCCUCGUUGCUGGAAGCCGAAUAGAGUUCCGUAGUGGAGGUUUCGACGAGGCCUGGACGUGGAAGCGCUGGAAGGAGGGGGCAGCCCACUCUUCCAGGCGAAUUACGUUCUUUUCGGCCGUUCCAACUAUAUGGAUGCGGCUUAGACGGUUUUAUCAAAUUCAUCUGCGUAAACUCCCUGCCCAUGAACUAGCUACGUACGUUGCUGGCGCACGGCAAUUCCGCGCCUGUUUGUGUGGGACGUCGGCGUUACCUCAGCCGCUGAACGACUUUUGGACAGACCUCUUGCAGCAGAAUAUCCUGCAGAGAUACGGAGCGACUGAAUUUGGAGCAAUCUUCAGGAUGCGUCUUGGAGAUCAAAAUACGCCCAAGGGUUCUGUCGGUGAACUUGAGAGCGGCGUAGAUGUGAAGCUGUCUGAGGGAAAUGCAGGAGAGAUACUCGUCAAGAGCCCGCAUAUGUUUAUGAAAUACCUACAUGACCCUGAAGGCACAGCCACUGCGCAUGAUAAAGAUGGGUACUUCCGAACCGGCGACCUUGCACGAAAGGAAGGGAAGUAUUACUUCAUUCUCGGUCGAGCGUCCCUGGACAUCAUCAAGUCGGGAGGGUACAAAAUAUCAGCACUAGAUGUCGAGAGAGAGCUGCUCGGCUUGCCGUACGUCGCCGAAGCCAUGGUUGUCGGCGUUGCAGACGAAGAAUUCGGGCAACGUGUGGCAGCCCUACUCUCGUUACAAGAAGAAGAAGACACGACAACAGAUUUUCCAGGCAAGCGAUCUAACACGGGAAAUUCUUUAACUAUUGAUAAACUACGACGGGAUCUCCGCGGAAGACUUGCCGGUUACAAACUGCCAACACUGUUGCGAAUUGUAAAGGGUGAGCUGCCAAAAACUGUCACGGGAAAAGUGCAGAAGAAGAUCCUUGGGCCGCAGUACUUCCCAAAGGUAUGGCACAGCUCCCUGGGCAUACAGAAAUGGUUACCGGAUAUCGGAGGACAGUCAGCGAAGCUGUGA